Parastagonospora nodorum SN15 is the source of this 936-nucleotide messenger RNA. RefSeq lists its product as hypothetical. The record is from RefSeq and is a predicted model, not a curated record. The transcript has a single exon. Lineage: Eukaryota; Fungi; Ascomycota; Dothideomycetes; Pleosporales; Phaeosphaeriaceae. The coding region runs from base 1 to 936 and encodes 311 amino acids.
AUGACUUCUGCGAUGCGCGAACUCCUCCACAGCCUUCCACCCGAGUUGCGAAAUGAGAUAUAUAACUACCUGUCUGCUCCUGACGCUAAGACUCCCCCUCUCACUUUUGGCCUUCCACUCAAGCUCAAGACGUUCGAAUGCAAGCACACCACAAUCCAAAUAUGCCCAGUGCACUAUGGCUCCACCGGGCUCUUAUCUCUCCAGCCGUACCGAUUUCAAGAAGCUAGCGAAUACAACUCCUGGCUGCUCAACAACGCAAUAGAGCUCAAGAUUGGAGUCGCUUUCAAGGGCCGAGUCAACAACUUCGUACAGCAAGACUGGGACAAAAAAUUGGAGUCACAUCUUCGCAAGUUAGCAAAGCAGUAUCCAUGGCUGAAGAAGGUAGCCAGAUAUGAUGUGCAGGUCCUUUGGAAUCCGAUCGAUGGUGUUUUGAAGAGCAGGAAGAGCAGGAGAACAGCUGGGCAGAUCGUGAGGAACAUGACGGCAACGCUCACGUCACUUCCACAUCGAGACGAAAAGACAAAAAGAGGAGAACUGAAGCUGAAGCUAUGUCUCGAUCAUAGCUUCGCAACGUGGAGUGUAACUUCAGCGACGAUGUUUGGCUUCGAGCACGUCCUUUCGCCGCCUGCAGAUACCUUGGCAGACUUCAAGCGACAGACACGAGAAGUGUGGAAGGAAGCGAAGAAGCCAGCGGAAAUGAAGACGAGAUCCCGCCUCCUACUGAUCCCGUCUGCAAAGCCAGAGCAAAGAGGUGUGAUUGAAGCCGGCCGAGAUCUUGUGAAGUGGACGGUGGGCACCGAAGGCGUUUUGCUGAUGAAGAAGCACUUGUUGAAUGGGAGAGUGAUUCGAUAUGAAGCUGGAUUUGAGGAGGAGAAGGGUUCGCCUGUAGAUCAUGUCGCAUUGUCGUUGUUGGGAGAGUGCUUGAGCUACCGGUGA